This is a messenger RNA of Papilio machaon (common yellow swallowtail), 1848 nucleotides long. RefSeq lists its product as uncharacterized. Lineage: Eukaryota; Metazoa; Arthropoda; Insecta; Lepidoptera; Papilionidae. The transcript is spliced from 4 exons. The coding region runs from base 1 to 1848 and encodes 615 amino acids. The record is from RefSeq and is a predicted model, not a curated record.
AUGGUUUUUCGUAACCAUGAUAGAAGGAUCAGCCCUGCUGGUCGCCGCUGCCGCAGCGUUCUGGGUUCGAUUCCCGGCUUCCCGGCGGCGGAGAUCGCACCGACCGCCGAUGUUUACAUCCCGCGCCUGCUACCACUCAACAUUCUGACAGGUGACUUGGGUCAUGUGACGUGCGUUUCUUCACCGCUGGUGGAGGAAGGUGACUGUCGCUAUCUCCCCAAGGAAGUGUUACAAGAGGACUUCACACAUCUCACAAAAGCUGACAUCUUCGCGUUCGGCCACUCCAUGUAUACCUGCCGGCAAUCUACAAGGUGUCAUCUUUGUCGAAGAAGACAUCAUACGCUUCUUCACCCUAAAAGUACCCCGAAAACUGAUGAUAGUAAUCCAGGUCAGUCCAUUAGUAGCGAUGUUGUUGCGUCAGAAGCAGCUUCAUCUUCAGCGGGUGAGUCCACACGAGCUAUGACGUGUUUCGCCAAGGCUAGUACACACGUACUCUUGGCCACGGCCUUGAUUGAUGUAGAGGCGAGAACUGGAUCUUUGAUUUGUUUAAGAUCCCUGUUAGACCAGGGGUCUCAGGCUUCGUUCAUUACGGAGUCCGCGGUCCAGUUAUUGGGAUUAAAAAGACAUCCCAUCAAAACUGUAAUCUCAGGUCUGGGCGGUGACCCCCAAGCGUCAUUGGCCUGUAAGUUCAUGGUUACCAUGAAAAUUCAGUCCCGUCACGACCCCAGUUUUGUCAUCUCUGUCAAGGCGUAUGUUAUGAACAAAGUGACGUCUCUCUUGCCUGAUAGGAAGAUUGUCGUCCCGAUGUUGCCUUCAUUAUCUUGUGAGGUUUUAGCUGACCCUUCGUUUGGCACACCCAACAAAAUCGAUGUUCUGUUAGGUGCCGAAGUCUACAGCCAAAUUCUGUUGCAAGGGUUGAUUAGGGGUCCGCCGGGCUACCCUCUUGCACAGAAUACUAGAUUUGGUUGGAUCCUUUCUGGUGAAGUUGAAGAAAGAGGCAGCCAAUCGGAAACAUGUCACAACGUUAUUGUUAGCUUGCACUCAGCUCAUUCAAAUGAGAGUGAGCUCUUACGGAAGUUCUGGGAGUUGGAGUCCGACCAUUAUGAUGUUGAGAAAACAUAUCUGACGGAAGAAGAGCAGUUGUGUGAAAGAUUGUUCACGGAAACGACGCGUAGAGACGAAUCUGGUCGUUACGUGGUUAGGUUGCCCUUUCGCACACCGGAUCCAAAAUGCAAAUAUGGUGACUCGAAACAAAUUGCCCAGAAAAGGUUUCUUAUUUUAGAAAAGCGGUUUUUACGAGACCCUGAGAUGAAGAAAGAAUAUGUCAAGGUCAUCAAUGAAUACUUGGACCUUGGCCACAUGGAGAAGGUCGAUGAUAAAGACACGACUGAUGCGGUGUAUUUACCACAUCACGCAGUAGUGCGAAAUGACAAGCUUACCACCAAGGUGAGAGUUGUUUUCGAUGCGUCGUGUCCGGGAACAAAUGGAGCGUCGUUGAAUCAGGAUCUUUUGGUCGGUCCAGCUCUCCAACCAGAGUUGCGUCAGAUCCUGAUGAAUUGGCGUCAGUUUCCAAUAUGCCUCGUUGCAGACAUCGUUAAGAUGUACAGACAAGUCAAGGUGUCUGAGACGGAUGUUGAUUUUCAACUAAUCAUAUGGCGCGAAAAUCCAGAAGACAAGUUGCAGCAUUUAAUCUUGCAGUUGGUACUCAUCCAUUCCAUAUUAAAAGGUGGCAGAGUCACCGAUAUAUGGAUCGCUUGCGACGCUUCACUCAACUCGGCGCAGAGCCUUGUUUGUCACGUAACUUUGUUCCGCUCGGAACAAACUCAAUAUACUUAUCACUCAUGGUGA